Macroventuria anomochaeta is the source of this 879-nucleotide messenger RNA. Its product is annotated as NAD(P)-binding protein. NCBI's taxonomy places the organism in Eukaryota, Fungi, Ascomycota, Dothideomycetes, Pleosporales, Didymellaceae. Bases 25 to 822 code for a protein of 265 amino acids. The transcript has 4 exons. The record is from RefSeq and is a predicted model, not a curated record. Gene Ontology annotation, cellular component: intracellular anatomical structure. Gene Ontology annotation, molecular function: oxidoreductase activity, acting on NAD(P)H, oxygen as acceptor.
CGGCACACUAAGCAAUUCACCAAGAUGCCACCGACACUUCCAGAGUUCUCUCUUGAGGGCAAGGUCGCAGUCGUGACUGGCGCCUCUCAAGGGCUUGGCCAGCAGAUUCUCAAUGCGUUCACACUCUCAGGAGCCCAUGGAGCUGUAGUUGACUUGACACAAGACAGUGCUCAGAAGUCUGUACAGCACCUUAUUCAGGAAGCGAAAGAUGCCGGUCUCCAAGAACCGAAGAUUCAUGCAUACGAAUGUGAUACAUCAUCUGAGGAGGGUGUCAAGUCGACCUGGGACAAGAUUGUGAAAGAGUUCGGUAGAGUCGAUAUCCUAGUGACGAACGCCGGCAUAACCGGGGGAGCACCUGCGGAAGACUACCCCUACGAGGACUUCAAGAAGAUGAUCGAUGUCAAUCUGACUGGCACCUUCCUCUUCGCUCGUACCGCUGGCAAGUGGUGGAUCAACAACAAAAUCGACGGCCGUGUCCUGAUGGUAUCAUCCAUGUCUGGAUCCAUCGUCAACAGGCCGCAGAAGCAGUGCGCAUACAAUGCCAGCAAGGCUGCAUCUGCUCAGCUGAUGAAGUCGCUUGCUUCUGAGUGGGCUCCUCAUAAUAUUCGGGUCAAUGCUUUGUCACCAGGAUACAUUCAGACGGAGGCGAAUGAAGGCGAAGAGAUGGAGAAGCUGAGCAAGGAGUGGAUCAAGGACAUUCCUAUGGCGAGGAUCGCGAAGCCGGAGGAGUUCAGAGGUGCUGCGGUUUGGCUUGUCAGUGAUGCUAGCAGCUACGUUACUGGUAGUGAGAUCAUCGUGGAUGGAGGUUACACGAUCUGGUGAGCAAAGCAGCGAUGUUGUCAUGGAGGUAGUCCUGCGAGGCUCAGCUUCCAAAGAGGC